Tinamus guttatus (white-throated tinamou) is the source of this 216-nucleotide messenger RNA. The record is from RefSeq and is a predicted model, not a curated record. NCBI's taxonomy places the organism in Eukaryota, Metazoa, Chordata, Aves, Tinamiformes, Tinamidae.
GGUUGUUAAUGGAGAGGAGGGCGGAUGACAGCCGGGACCGUGGUCAUCACAGGUGGAAUAUUAGCGACUGUCAUUUUACUCUGCAUUAUCGCUGUCCUCUGCUACUGCAGGCUCCAGCCGGCCAGCGCGCCCGGCCUGCAGGCCCUCAACCCCAACCGCCUCUCGGCCAUGCGCGAGGCCUUCUCCCGCAGCCGCAGCAUCAGCACCGACGUGUGA